AUGGGGCCGACGGGUUUCGGGGUGCUGGGGGCGAUGGGGCUGGCGCUGAGCUGCGGGGCAGCAGCCCCAGCGCUGUGCCCACCCCGUGCCCCCAACACAGGCGCCUUCGUGGUGCACGUGGCCAGCUCCUGCCCGCUGACAGCCAACGGCUCCCUGGGGGGCUUUGACCUCACCGUGGCCUUCAACAAGAACCCCCUGGUGUGCUACGACCCCGACACCCACAUCUUCUACCCCUGUGACGGGGGGCUGCUGCACAACUUUGCCACUUUUGUCGCCUUCAUCCUAAAUGAUAAUGCCACGUGGGUGCAGCGUGCAGAGGCGCGCAGACAGGCGUGCACUGAGCUGUCUGCACAGUUCUGGGCACAGACAGCACUGCGGAGGACACCACCCCAGGUCCGCAUCGUCCCCAUCCGCAUCGCCAACGACCCCGACACUGUCCGCCUCAUCUGCCACGUCUGGGGCUUCUUCCCACCCGCAGUGACCAUCCAGUGGCUGCAAAACGGCCUCGUGUUGGCCUCGGAUGACACCGAACUGCUGCCCAACGGCAACUGGACCUACAGGACACAGACGACGCUGAGGGCCAGCACUGCGGCGGGGAGCACCUACACGUGCUCAGUGUGGCACUCCAGCCUGGAGCAGCCGCUGCAGGUGGACUGGAGUCCCAAUUUGUCUCUGGGAAUGAUGGCGCAGGUGGCAGUGGCGGCCAUGGCGCUGACCUUGGGGUUGGUGGCAUUCAGCGCUGGGGUUUUCAGCUUCUGUCAGCGGCCAUGGGGUCCUGGUGCUGGUUCCAGUCCCCAUCCUGAUGCGGGUUCUGAUUCCAGUCCUGGUCCUCAAAAUGAUCCCCGCCCAAGUUCUGGUCCCCAUCCCGGUCCUGGUCCUCAUUCUGGUUCUGGUCCCCAUCCUGGUCCUGGUCCUCAUUCUGGUUCUGGUCCUAGUCCUGGUCCUGGUCCUCAUUCUGCUUCUGACCCCCACCCCGGUCCUGGUCCCCAUCCCAGUGCUGGUCCUCAUUCUGCUUCUGAUCCUCACCCCGGUCCUGGUCCCCAUUCCAGUGCUGGUCCCGGUCCUGGCUCUACUCCUGGUCCCUAUCCCUGACCCUGGUCCCGGUUCCCAUCCCGAUGCCAGUCCCAGUCGUGGUCCCCAUCCUGGUCCUGUUCCCCAGUUUGGGACCUCAAUGACCGGAACUCCCAUGUCCCAGCAUGGGGACCCCCAAUUUGGGGUGAGGGGUUCUCACCCCCCAAUAAAACCA
This is a messenger RNA of Lagopus leucura (white-tailed ptarmigan), 1246 nucleotides long. Its product is annotated as HLA class II histocompatibility antigen, DM beta chain-like. Gene Ontology annotation, biological process: immune response; immunoglobulin production involved in immunoglobulin-mediated immune response; antigen processing and presentation of exogenous peptide antigen via MHC class II. Gene Ontology annotation, cellular component: MHC class II protein complex; membrane. Gene Ontology annotation, molecular function: MHC class II protein complex binding. NCBI's taxonomy places the organism in Eukaryota, Metazoa, Chordata, Aves, Galliformes, Phasianidae. The coding region runs from base 1 to 1092 and encodes 363 amino acids. The record is from RefSeq and is a predicted model, not a curated record. The transcript is spliced from 5 exons.